Ipomoea triloba (trilobed morning glory) is the source of this 2244-nucleotide messenger RNA. Its product is annotated as protein FAR1-RELATED SEQUENCE 5-like. The transcript is spliced from 3 exons. Gene Ontology annotation, molecular function: zinc ion binding. Gene Ontology annotation, biological process: regulation of DNA-templated transcription. The record is from RefSeq and is a predicted model, not a curated record. Bases 1 to 2244 code for a protein of 747 amino acids. Lineage: Eukaryota; Viridiplantae; Streptophyta; Magnoliopsida; Solanales; Convolvulaceae.
AUGGAGUUUGGUGAUGGAGCAGCAUCAUUUUGUGAUGAUGAAGGUUUGUCAGGUAGGAGUGGUACGCCCAAUGAUUGUGUUAUGAAUCUCUCCCUUAGAGGGACAAAAUAUUGGAUUCCGAGUUGUGAUAAAGAUAGCCAGCCUUAUGUUGGUCAGCGGUUUAGCAAGUUGGAUGAUGGUGUGGACUUCUAUGUCCAGUAUGCUUGUACGGUUGGGUUUGAUGUUCGUCGUAGCACUGAAACAAAGGAUAGGAUAGGUAAUGUGUUGAGGAAGUAUUUGGUGUGUUCCCGUGAAGGUUUCAAGCAGCCUGCUAAGGAUGUUUGUCCAGUAGGUGAGGGGGUCGGUGACAGUUCCAUAUCACCGAAGAGACGUCGGGUUACGAAUAGCGUUGGUUGUAAUGCCAAGAUCAUUUUGAAGCAUAUGGUUGAUGGGCGGCAUUCUGUGUUUUCUUUUGAGAUAAGGCACACACAUUCUUUGUGCUCAGAGUUGGCUAAGCCUUUCAUGAGGGUUAAUCGUAAGUUGUCUGUGGGCCAUCAAACCUUUGUUGCUAAUUGUGCAAGAGCGAAUAUAGGUCCGGUUAAGUCAUUCAAGCUUUAUAAGCAGAUGGUGGGGGAUUUUGUUGAUGUCGGGGCCAUUGGUGUAGACUUCCAGAAUUUUAAGCGGGAUUUAAUGGCGUAUAUUAGUGGGGGGGAUGCACAGUUGAUUGUUGAAAAGUUCCUUCAUAAGAAGGAGUUGUGGUCUACAUUUUGCUUUGACUAUGAUGUGGAUGAGUACGAUCAGCUCUCGCGUGUGUUUUGGGAUGACCCUACUGCGCGGCGAAAUUUUGCGUGCUUUGGUGAUGUUGUGUUCUUUGAUGCUACGUAUAAGACUAACAGGUAUAAUCUCGUGUUCGUUCCAUUUACUGGUAUGGAUAAUCACAAGAAAUCAGUGACGUUUGCAGCUGGGUUGAUUGCGAAGGAGGAUGUUGACUCAUAUGUCUGGUUGCUUGAUAAUUUCAAGCGAGCUAUGGGGCACGAGCCAACAUACGUUGUCACCGAUCAAGACGCAUCUUUAAGGGUAGCGGUGCCAAGUGUUUUCAAGUCAGCACGACAUCGAUUUUGUAUGUGGCAUAUUAUGACGAAGGUGGGUGACAAGGUUCGGGCGGUGCUUGCCAAUGAUCAACCUUUUCGUCGGGAUCUCAACGCUAUUGUGUGGGAUGAGUGUAUAACGAUAGAGCAGUUUGAGUCUAAAUGGCUUCAAAUUAUGGAGGAUCAUGGUCAGUUUGAGUCUAAAUGGCUUCAAAUUAUGGAGGAUCAUGGUCUUGUUGAGCAUAGGUGGCUUCAGUUGAUGUUUGAGUUGCGUGCAUUUUGGAUACCUUGGCUUCAGUUGAUGUUUGAGUUGCGUGCAUUUUGGAUACCUGCUUUCUUCCGGGAUUUACCUAUGAGUGGUUUGGUGCGGACUACAUCUCGUUCCGAAUCCCAUAAUAGUUCAUUUGGGGGCUGCACUAAUUGCCAUGCAAGCUUAGUGGAGUUUUUCAUUCACUUUGAAGGUGCGAUCGAUAGUCAAAGGCAUAAGCAAGCUAAACUCGAUGCUUCAUGUGAGGGAUAUUUGCCCGUGGUAAAGACGCCUUUGGCUAUUAAGCGUUAUGCUGCUGCCGUUUAUACCAUUACUGUUUUCUAUGAUGUGCAGGCAGAGAUUGUUGCUGACUGCUUUGAGUGUCGAGUCUUGUCUGCUGCGGUGGAUGGUGAUGUAAAACGCGUUGAAGUAAAGGGUGGAAAUGGUGUUGUUUGUGUUGUUUUGUUUCAUAUGGUUGAAACUACAGCUUCUUGUUCGUGUCGUAUGUUUGAGCGUGUUGGGUUGCUUUGUAGGCAUAUUUUUCUUGUUUUCAAGGAUGCUCGUGUGGAAUCCAUUCUGGCGUCCUAUGUUGUCUCUUGGUGGACACGUGAUGCCUAUAAGCGUCCGAUUUAUGAUAUAGAUGGCGUGCACGAUGCACCUUCUUUGGCUGGGAAGUCUAGCAAUGGUGCCAUGAAGGAGGUUUGGAAUGAUUUUUAUAGUUGCGUUGGACUUGCUGGUGGUAACUCUGAUCGUGUAUCGGAGUUGUCUCGUAUUUUGAAGGACUUGAAAAUGUCAUUUGUCGAUGCGGAUAGUACAAUGGCGAAGUCAGUGGGUAAGUCAGGUGUAAUUCGUUCCUUUGGUGAUGUUCUGACGUCUUCAGAGGUUGUUGUCCACCCUCCUACUGUUGCUAAGAAUAAGGGGUCUGGGUAG